Messenger RNA from Nerophis lumbriciformis (worm pipefish), 414 nucleotides. RefSeq names its product hepcidin-like. The record is from RefSeq and is a predicted model, not a curated record. Gene Ontology annotation, biological process: intracellular iron ion homeostasis. Gene Ontology annotation, cellular component: extracellular region. Lineage: Eukaryota; Metazoa; Chordata; Actinopteri; Syngnathiformes; Syngnathidae.
UAAACUUAUUCGAGCUUAGCCAUAAAACAGCAGAAACUACAAGUUGUUGCGUUCUCAACAAUUCAAACCCCUCGCAGUCCCAAAGAUGAAGACAUUCAGCAUUGCCGUUGCAGUCAUCAUUGCUCUUGUGUUGAGUUUAAUUCAGGAAAGCUAUGCCUCGUCUUUUUCUGAAGAGGACGAUGUAGCAGCAGCGAGAAGCGGUGCCGAUGUCGAACAUUUUGAGAUGACAGCAGACAAAUCAAAGAUGAAUGUUUCCAUUACACAGAAACUCCAGCACAAUGCUAGAGCCUGCCGCUGGUGCUGUAACUGCUGUCGUCAAGGUCCGAGAUGGUGUGGUCUCUGCUGCGAGUGGUGAUUCCUGGAAAUGAGUGCUGUCAUAAAUCAGUAUAAUCCCAAUAAACAUCAAUAUGCAAA